AUGUAUUCGCGGAUGGUUUGGGACGAUUCACCGGCGAGCCGGUACGCAUCUACGUGCCACCCGAUACGCCAACGUGAUACCCAGACGUGCCAACGUUGUGAAACCUGUGCGAUGGAGGCAUCAGCACCACCGCGAGCAACUCCGCAGGCAUGGCCGUAUAACACACAGCCGUGGACGCGUAUUCACAUCGAUUUUUUAGGACCAUACCAGGGCAAAACGUAUCUCGUUUUAAUAGACUCGAGUUCCAAGUGGUUAGAUCUUUUUCACAUGCCACGGACCACUGCGUCAAGCGUGAUUCGAAAUUUAAGAGUGACAUUCGCUAACUUUGGUUUGCCGUUAGAAUUAAUUUCAGACCAAGGGCCUCCUUUUACUAGCAACGAAUUCAAAGAGUUUCUUACUAGGAACGGUAUUCGGCAGUCCUUCUCUCCUGUGUAUCACCCACAGUCUAAUGGUGCAGCCGAGAACGCAGUUAAGCUAUGUAAGAGAGCUAUAAAAAAGGCUAUAAGAGACAACGUGGAUGUAGAAGCAGCAAUACAAACUUUUUUACUAGCGUAUAGGAACUCCGUGCACUUGACAACCGGUAAGACACCGGCGAUGCUACUUCAGCGGCGUUCGCUACGAUCACGGUUAGAUUUGUUAAGGGGUGAGCGUGGGCUUGAGGAUGCGGUACAUACAGCGCAAAAACGACAGAUGCUAAAUGCGAGAGGUAUAACACGCGAUAUAGAAUGUGGCGAUUCUGUGUGGGUGCGUGAAUAUGGGGAGAAGAACAAAUGGGCUAAAGGCGUUAUUACUGAUAGAUUAGGAUCCCGUAGGUUCACAGUAGGUGACGAUAAUGGUCGACUUAUUACAAGGCAUAUGGAUCAAAUAAAACCGCGAGCACGAUUAUCUGGUGUUGCUUGUCCAACGGAAAAUGACAGCCUGGAUAAGGUUGAGCGUGAGGAUGCAAUUUUGGAACCAACCUCAGAGAUGGCCGAGUCGGAGAUGACGGCUUCUAACGUAGCACAGGAGUGCGAUAAGGACGGAAAUACCGAAACAGAAUCGUCGUUAGCAAGGCAGACGUCCACUACUACAACAAGCAUGUCAUCUCCGCCUCGAGCGGCUGAGGUCACAGAUAAUCUUCCCAAACGAGAACGUAAAAAGGUGGAACGUUUUGGUUACACGUAA
Pararge aegeria (speckled wood butterfly) is the source of this 1164-nucleotide messenger RNA. RefSeq lists its product as uncharacterized. Gene Ontology annotation, molecular function: nucleic acid binding. Gene Ontology annotation, biological process: DNA integration. Bases 1 to 1164 code for a protein of 387 amino acids. The transcript has a single exon. The record is from RefSeq and is a predicted model, not a curated record. Lineage: Eukaryota; Metazoa; Arthropoda; Insecta; Lepidoptera; Nymphalidae.